Molecule: messenger RNA, 10873 nt
Organism: Epinephelus fuscoguttatus (brown-marbled grouper)
Lineage: Eukaryota; Metazoa; Chordata; Actinopteri; Perciformes; Serranidae
Gene: zbtb37
Product: zinc finger and BTB domain containing 37
Exons: 4
Coding region: 389-1933 (514 amino acids)
Biological process (GO): regulation of transcription by RNA polymerase II
Molecular function (GO): protein binding; RNA polymerase II cis-regulatory region sequence-specific DNA binding; DNA-binding transcription factor activity, RNA polymerase II-specific
Source: RefSeq, a predicted model, not a curated record
GCCUCGGCCCUUCUGCCGUGAAAAAGGAAGAUGAGAAGCAGCGGCGGUCCGCCGACACUGAGCCGACACUAAACCGAGUCUGACUUCCAGCGGAAUGGCGGCAGAGCGGCUGCUGACAGACCGGAGCCCGAGCGCAGCUGCUGUUCCCCGGCCUUGAACCCGUCACGACCGCCGCUGGAGCCGCUGGAGUCCCGGAGCUGCGGAGCCUGGAGGAGCGGCGGGUGGAGCUGCAGCCUGCCGGGCCGGGCCGGGCCGUGCUGAGCCGUCGUCUCCCGCCCUGCUAACGAUGUUCAGCUAGCUGCAGGACUGAAGCCUCGACUGCACCGCACCCUGAAACCAGAGCCGACCUCCCCCUGUCCCCCCCCUCAGCGUCCCUGCAGGCGGCAGCAUGGAGCGCUCCGGCAGCAUCCAGCUGGACAUCCCGGACUUCAGUAACUCCGUUCUAUCCCACCUGAACCAGCUGCGUGUUCAGGGCCGCCUCUGCGACAUCGUGGUCAACGUACAGGGUCAGAGCUUCCGGGCUCACAAGGUGGUCCUCGCCGCCAGCUCGCCGUACUUCCGAGAUCACAUGUCUCUGGGCCAGAUGAGCACCGUGUCGCUGACGGUGAUACGCAACCCGUCAGUGUUCGAGCAGCUGCUGUCCUUCUGCUACACGGGCCGCCUCUGCCUGCAGCUCGCCGACAUCAUCAGCUACCUGACGGCCGCCAGCUUCCUGCAGAUGCAGCACAUCAUCGACCGAUGCACGCAGAUCCUGGAGGGCAUCCACCUGAAGAUCAGCCUGGCCGACUUGGACGAGGAGCCCAGGGAGGAGGAGGCGGCGCGCAGCUCCAGGAGCAGCAGGACCCUGGAGGCCGUGGUGCGAGCCGGUGGUCAUCACACCGGCCUGCGGCUGAUCAGUGCACGGGCAGGUGUGGAGGCGUGCGAGGCAGUCAGCCCGGCCGAGGAGCCGCUCAGCCCGCUGCCGACAGUGGAGCACAGCGGGCUGGAGGGGCCCGGGGCUGCCUCCGGCAGAGCGGGCAGAGAACCCAUCCUUCGCAUCAACCGGGCCGGUCAGUGGUACGUGGAGACGAGCAGUGAGCCGGAGCGCACCGGCAGUGCCGAAGAGGGCAGCGGCAUGGACCGGGUGAGGAUCAAGACGGAGAGGAUGGAGGAGUGGAUCGGAGCGGGGGAGCACCAGGAGGAGGGGGGGCCGGUGGAGGAGGAGACCACCGUGAUGAUCGACACGUCGGGACGCAGCACGCUGGUGACGGGGCCGGUGGGAGGGCUGGGGACCCGCAGCGCCCAGCCAUCCUCCAGCUUCAGCGAGACAGACAGGUUCAGUCCCACCGGCAGCGUGGUUGUCCUGGCGGAGCGUCAGAGAGCGAAGAGCGAGUCUCCCAGCAGGGCGGACGAGCUGCGACAGCCGAGCUCACAGGGGGAGGAGCAUGCAGCGUUUGAUAUGGGCGGCUACGAGGACUACCUGAGGGAGCAGGUAGGCGACCGCUGGUUCCGCUACAACCCCCGCCUCACCUGUAUCUACUGCUGCAAGUCCUUUAACCAGAAAGGCAGCCUGGACCGCCACAUGCGCCUACAUAUGGGGAUCACGCCGUUCGUCUGCCGCAUCUGCGGGAAGAAGUAUACCCGCAAGGACCAGCUGGAGUACCACAUCCGCAAGCACACCGGCAACAAGCCCUUCCACUGCCACGUCUGCGGCAAGAGCUUCCCCUUCCAGGCCAUCCUCAACCAGCACUUCCGCAAGAACCACCCGGGCUGCGCCCCCCAGGAGGCCCACAGCGCCUCCCCCGAGACCACCACCGCCUCCGUCACGUCCAGGGGAGGGCCAAGCGACGAGGCCUCCCCCAGCCAGGAGGAGCCCGAGGGUGGGGGCAGCGGUGGUGGAGGCCAGUACAGUGAGGGUCCUCAGGCCUCGGUCUCCACCACAGGGCCUGACUGACCCCGCGGAGGGGGAGGGGGGAAGGAUGGAGAUUGUGGUGGGGAGUGACAGACGUGGAAGGCCGCUCUGAUCCUGUUGCACCUGAAGCCAACGGGACACUGAAGGCGUCGAGUCAAAGCAGCGACUGAAAAGACGCCUCAGAGUCUGAACUGAGAUUUUUCCGCUUUAAACCGCAUCUACCUUCACUAACCAAACCGAACAGAUUGAGAGAAAAUGAAGAAAUGCCACACACUCCUACAACCUCAUACACCACACGAUGACGUGGUCCUCGUUUGCCUCCGUCUAGUUUAUGUUACAGAUUUCUACUUUUAUAUUUACAGGUCCUACAGGUUCACAAAGCAGCGUCACAACAGUCUGUCUGGUGGAAACUUUGCCAAACUUCUCAGUGCCAGUUUAAUAGGUAGAAUCCUUCGUAUUUGCCUUGAGACAAUCUGGAGCAGCUGGUUAAUAACAAUAACUCUGCGCGCUCUUUAACGUGCCACAGCGGCAUUAAAAAGUUUAGUUGCACAAAAAGAUUCAAUGAGAAAAAACUACGACUGUUAAAGUUCAGCUGUGAUCAGAGUUCCUCAGUCUUUGUGACGUUAGAACCAAUUUAAUAUCUUUAUGUUCUCAUGAAGCUGAAAACAUUUCACAUCACGCAGAGAUUUCACCAACACCUGCAGGGCUGCAGCUAAACAUUAAUGAGGAGUCAGUUUAUUGAUAAGUAUGUUAAUUAUUAAUUCUAUAGAAUAUUAGAAAAUAUAAUAAAAUCUUCAGUCUUGUUUUCAGAUGUCUGUUUGGUGUGAUCGACAGUGUAAAACCCAAGAAGAAGAGAAAGACGUUCGAACCAGAACAUGUUUCUAAUUUAAUUUUUCCAAAAUCAUCUAAAGUUAAUAAUCAUGAUCAAAAAAGUUAAUUUAAACAAAGUGAUUAAAUCAGUUUAUCGUUUCACUUUUGCUGCUUCGGGCUCCUUGAACUUUGUUCUCAGAAGCAGAAAAGUCAAAAUUAUUCACUGUUCGUCGUCACAUAAUAAAAACAAAUAAAUAUAAGUUAAGGGAGUCCAAUGUGUGGAGUUUACAUGUUCUCCCCGUGUCAGCGUGGGUUGAGUUCCUCUCAGCAGCAGUUUAAAGUUGAAUCGUGCGAAACCUUAGUUUCAGUUUAACGACUGAACCUUCUGGAAAAGUUACAAAAUAAUCAGUGAAAUAAUCUGGUGAUUAUAAUCUGUAAAUUCUAGAUUUAAAUAAUAAAAUCAUAGACAUCAGAGGCAUUAAUAUGAAGCGUUGGCACCAUCUUGUUUCAAAAUGUGUGACGUUUUCUUAAUGAGUGAUGGUUUGAUGUAGAAAGACCAUCUGUAUUAGAGAUUCUAAAAGGGUUGCUUACUCAACUAUUCCCAGAGCUUUCAACUGUAUCACAUGACCUUCCUCAGCAAAUCAAACCUGCUCAGGUGUCAUCAGGACUUGGGUCACGUGGUAAAAGGUGGGCGUAUGUGGGGGGACAUUACAACCCUCGUUCAUGCUCAAGGACGGCCCCCCACUCCCCCCCCCCCAUUACAUCACCAGAAGAAGAUCAUGGGAUGCAUCUGAAAGCUGUGGGAACAAAUAGGUAUUGACAUCAUGUAGUAAAAACAGUCUUGAGUAAAAGGUGAAGAACUCUGAUCACGCUGGAAUAAUUAAUUUGGCAGUAAAGUAAAUUCUUAAGAUUAUGGUUUGAUGAUAUUAAUGCAGUGAGUUUUAAGGAUCUGGCGGUUAGAAAGGACCAUCUGGCAGCCUGUUGACUGAACGGACUCACAGCAGGAAACCUGGACGGCGUCCAGCCUCAGAUAAGCUACACAGCUCAGUUACCUCUCAUCACUACGCAAUACAGCUGCUGCACUGCACAGCACAGCACCACCGGGGGGCGCUCUGACCCACUCACACAGGGCGCUCCGUCUGUCUUCUCAGAUAUUUUUAUAAACAAGCAUGUGUUUUAUCUUUUCUUUGUUUUUCUUGGACACUUUUUUGCUCUGACAAUGUGUGUGACGGACAACAGGAGCUUCACGUUCGAGGAGACGUGUCACGUCCGGUCAGUAACGUCUGUCAGUGUCGCAUUAAAUCUGCUGCACGUCAACGACUCAAAACUAAUAAACAUAACUGAUAAAAUACCUUUGAAUUCAGUCAGGGAGAAUUAACAGAAAACUACUGCCAGCUGAUGAGUACAUUAGCUGUCAUCAUCAAAAUGGAGACAGGUUAUGCUAACAUUAGCUUGCAAGCUAACUCUUUUUUGCUUACUUAUCAUGUAUCCUGUAUCAUGUUGUAUUCUGUUUCAGGACAAUUAUAAUUCAUUCAUUUGUGCUAAUAGGCUAAUUAUAAGCUAGUUAGCUGGAAGUAUGCUGACUUAGUUUCGUAUUAAUUUGUCUUGGACAGACUCAAAAAUCAACAUUAGCUAGCUGAGUUUUUGCUCACUCAUUGUUCUGUAGUGUUAUUUUGUUCCACACCACAAACAUUCUUUUCUAAAGGGCAGACACAACAUUAAAAUUGACAUUAGCUCACCAGCUAAUUCAGUUCUUUUCUUACUGAUCAUGUAACUUUACAAAUAAUAUUCCAGUGGUUCUAUUAUUACAUUCAUCAUAACGUUAAACCAGAGAUCUCUGUUGCUCAAAGAGUUAAUGAUCGUGUCCUAGUCAGCUACCUUUGAGUUAACUGUUAAUAUUUGCUAAGAAAGCAUUAAUUUACUCGAUUACUCAUUAUGAACACUUUGUAUUCUAUUUCAAAACAAUUCUGUGGCACAAACUGGAACGUGUGAUUAGCCUAACCCUUCGCUCUGUUUCUUAAACAACAGCGCUCUCAUUUUAGUGGAGAGCGUCAGGUUGGAUUAACGAACACACCCUAUAGCUUGAUGUGGUUCUUAUUACAGGCUUGUAAUUCAACCUGGAUAAAACAUCUACAGGACACGUCACCACAACAUCACGUGACACUUCUGAUGAUGACGACAGACGCAGUCGUUGAAACUGUCAUGUAAGGGAUAAUGUAUAAUGAUCCAGUGAAUACUGGGAAAAUAACUCCCGACAGGGGAAUAGAACCCCGACGCGCAGCAAAGUUGUUUUCCCAGUAUUCACCGGCUCAUUAUACAUUAUCCCGCUUAUUACACGGAUAAUUAUCAGUUAAAUAAAUAAUUUGAGACAGAAUAUUGAUUAAUUAUACGAUUUUUAUUGAUUUAUAAAUUAAAUCGGGAGGAGAGAAAAAAAAACUGCCGGCAACUGCUGAAUCUGUGCUACAGUAGCUACAGGGAAUCAAGAUCAAUGACCAACCUCCCUGUCGUCCACAAUCUUGUGUCUCCUCUCUUUUCCGUGUGCCUCUGAGCAUCCCUCUUCUCCGGCAUUCUUCUCAUCUUCAGCCAGUAACCAUGACUCAAGAUUUUCAUGCUCACCAAAUAUGUUAAACGUUAUAUCAUGAAAAUACUCCAUCUUUGUAUCUUGUAAAUUAUUAUUUUGAAGCAGUAACGGCUACGUUAGCCCGAUAAUAAAGUAACUGUUGUCAGGGCAGCGUCCCUAGCAACGCUGGGCUACAUAGCAACGGUCAUUACACAGUAAUAUCAGACCUCUGAAUGCCGCGACUGACCAAUCAGAAUACAGCAUGUAGUAGAGCCGUGUAAUAAGGUAUGAUAGACAACACUUAAGAACCGUAUCAAGCUACAUAUAAAAAGUAGGCUAUAUGAAUUUGUUUGGACAAACACACCCUAUAAUUUAUUCAGGCAUGCUAAUAGGCUAAUUGUGAGCUGGUAAGCUGAGCUUAGUUUGCUAACAUUGUCUGUUUAAGUUAGUAUUAUUUUUUUCGUAGACAGAUUUAAAAAUCUACGUUAGCUAGCUUUUUUCUGUUUUUUUUUGUGCAUUAUCUCCAGUAGCACAGUAUAAUUAUUUUAAAUCUGCUAAAAGAGCUAAUAUUUGUGAGUUAUUUAGUUAACAGAAAUUGAUUGAUUUUAGUUAGUUUUAUUUUCCUUAGGCAGACACAGAAAAAUUACAUUAGCUCACAAGCUAACAGAUUUUUGGUUACUUAUUACUCAUAUCAUUUUUGUUAAUUUUAAUUUUGCAUAUACGAUUUGUAUUCCAGUCGUUUAGAGCUAUUACUAUACAUGACAUUAAUUAUUAAGAAUAGUUUUCUGUAGGCUAACACACAGAUUAACGUUAGCUUGAAAGCAAACUGAUUUUUUGGGCUUAUCCAUUGUUUUCUAAGCUGAUGUUGUCAAACAUUAAUAUUUCCAAGAGAAAUACACAGAAAGUCAACAUUCUAUUAACUGUGUUAGCUGUUAUGCUAAAGUUAGCUUGCAAGCUAAGUGAAUUUUUGCUUCCUCACCAUCUACAAUUAUGGGUGCGUUCAUAAAUACUCGCUGUGGGAAUGCACCGUUUGGUUCUCUAGAACACAGUCUGAGCAGCAGAGUGCCGAGCGGAGUGAACAUACGAUUAACUUAAUAGUUUGUCAGUUCACACUGCCAUUUAAAUGUACAGCGCCAGAUUGGAUUCAUGAACGCACCCUUAAUUACACACAUAGACCUCCAUUUUUAAAAGCUAAUGUAUGUGAGCUAGAUAGCUAAUGUUAGUUUACUAAUGUUUCACAGUAUGGAAACUUUAAGGAAAACUUAAGUGUUUUCGGGGUGGAUAGUGUAACUGAACGACAUCAGUCUCAUCUCUCUGUGUGCUCUAUAGGUCCAGGAUGUGUUAGCCUAGCUUAGCACAAAGACUGGAAAAAGGGAAAACUAGUAUCCUAGCAAUAUGCUAUGUUGACUCAAGCUCUUUAGCUAAUGUUUGCUCGCUAGCUAACAGGAAGUUAACUUUUCCAAUCAGGAUAUUAUUCUUAUGAUAUUGAUAAAAUACUGUGUUUCCCCCUCUGUGCUGAACACAGUCGCACAUGUGCAGUAGAGGUAAUGCGUCAUCAGCACAGAAGGUUCUGAUUCGGUCAUUGAUCGGGUAGCGACAGGUGGAGGACCCUGUCAGACCAGAUGGAUGUAGGAGCCAGGCCACGGAGCUGGACCACAACAGAAUCCUCCAAGUUCACCUGCUGGAGGGCGGGAGCAGGUCGGACCACCUGGCAACCAAAGGAAAGACGAGGUGGCCACGUUGGCCCUCCAAAACAACUUCAGCACUUAUCAGAGAGAGACACGGGAUCAAAAACAAGUUUUUAUAAAAACAGAACAAUAUAAAAUCACAUAUUAUCAGACAUAUUUAAACUACUAAGAUGUUUUUUUGCAUAUGAAUAAUGUAAGUAAGCUAGGAGUUAAAUUCAGAUGUAUGGUAGGUAGGCAGGUAGCACAUGGAUCGGCUGUUACUGUUUUUCUACGGAGCUGUGAAACAGAUUCUCAGUGGACGGUAAAUUUUUUUAUGCAAGUGAAGCCAGCGGCUCUGUCCUCACUCCGGCUGGCUGGACUCGACUGUCCUCACUCUGGCUGGUUGGACUCGAUGGUCCUCACUCUGGCUGGCUGGACUCAAGUGUUCCUCCCAGAUCCCGCCACCGCCGCACUCACUCUUCAGGCUAAACCAGGAACUAUCAGGUAUACAGACUCUUUGUUUUAUUCAGUGAAUCGGACGUUUACCUUUCCCUACGUAGCAGAAUGCUAACAGCUAAACCUCAGUGCGAGCUUCAGGCCGCAGAAAUAAAACUCACCUGUAAAUAAACUCAACAGCAGGAAGAGCUCCUGCCAGUCACUGCAGAGGACGACAGAAAACACAAAACAGGGCUGGGCAACAUGGAAUAAAAAUCAGUUGUCAUGACAACCACAACACCUCUUAUCAAUGUACCACGGCAGCAGAAAAUGCUGCUUUCGGAUUGGCUGGCAGAUAUUUGUAAAACUCCUGCAUGAAGAGACGCAGCGGCAAAACCAGAUGUAUCUUCAUAACUGAGGACGUCUUGUUUUAUUUCUGCUCACAUCAGAUUUCACUUCAGCUCAUCUGGUUAAUGAAUUUUAUAAUGUGUAAAAACAAGGUCCUGAAAUCAUGAAUUUUCAGCUGGCUUUUUUUUUUUUAAGAAGUUCCAAAACAAAUGCAACAAAUAUUCUCUACAGAAAUCUACAAAUGUUAAUUUAGUUUGCUCUUUAUGAUACAAAUAUACAGAUUUAUUUUUAUCUUCACAGAACUUUGUUCACGUCUGUAAAUCUCACAAAACCAGAAAAUAAUAACUGCAGUAUUUCCGCUCCGUACAAGCCAACUGAAAAGUUUGCACACUGUGACUUCUGCAUUAAAUAUGAUUUACAGGGUGUCGGCUGAAAAGCAGUGUUGUGCUGCCCUCUGUUAUUCUGUGACACCUGUGACAGUGAUGUCACAGUGUCCUCUGGAACACCUGUACGUCAUGUUAACGUUAACAUUAGUUCUCUCAGUAACCCUGGCAGUUACUGGGUCCACACAGUAAUUAGUUGCUCCAUGGCAGUGGUUCCCAACUGGAAAAGUAGGUUGCAUGUCCAUUCUGAAUGAACCGCAGGCGACUCAACAUGUGUCAAGUUUGUAAAAAACACUAGAUUUCCAAGUACAGUGAAUUUCUGGCACAGAGCUUUUCUUUUAAAGUGCGAUUUCCUGCUGUAGAGUGAAUGAGUGAGUGAGUGAGCAGAGACGGCAAACUAACUCAACAACACAGCCAAAUGCAAAUAUGAUGCUGAAAAUAUUAAACUGUGUGGACGUUGAACUAAUGACAAGGGAGAAAUCUGUAGCUGCACCAGUUGGGAAUGCCUGCUCUGUGGCCCCUUCACCACUUCACAAAACACCCGCUAACACCUGCUAACAUCUGGCCUCCAGAAGAGUUGAAAACUUUACAUUUCUUUUGUUUUUCAAUCAUCCCAUUUAUCUCAACGUAACAUGAAAAAAUUAUGGAUGCACGAUAAUAUCAGCACGUCGUCAGUAUCGGCCGAUAUUGGCUUUAAAAUGAACCAUGAGAAUCAGCAACAUGCUUUUUCUUAUUCAGCACAAUGACUGAAUAUUACAGACACUGACAGGCAUUCUGCUGCUGGGCCGUCACCAUCACAGUCUGUCCGUACAAGAUGAUGUUAAUUCCACCACAGAACAGACCUGAUGAUGAUCACUGACAUCAGAGGGAAAAAGUGGAUAUAUCGAUAUUGGCUAUUGGUCAAAUGAGUUGUUCCAUAUUGACAUAUCAGAUAUCUGCAAAAAAUCCAGUAUCGUGCAGCCCUAAAAAAAGAAAGGAGGCUGAUGUAACAUGAGGCGACGUCGCACACUCGGCUCGAACACGUGCUCACAUUAAGAAUAUUUUCCUGAUUCAUCAGUGUGCCAAACUGCUGAGUUGCCUCGUGGAUCAGAGCAGAAGUUUAGAGCACUAAACUUGGAAAAGAUGAAAAUAUGAAACAUGUUUCUUAACAUGUAUUUGAAGAAAUCCUCGGAGUCAUUUGACAUCACCGUUGUGUGGCAUCGAUAAGGAUCAAAGUGAAAUUCUGCAUCAAGAUAAAAAAAAUAAGCCAGAAAUCCUAAAACAUGAUUUUGUCCCAGCUGUAGAAAUGAAAUGUGGACAUGUUGCCCAGCUCUGACAGAAACACGUGAACAAACAGACUGACCUAACUCUCAGUGCAGCAAAGAGAUGAAAACAUGAAUUAACCCAUUCAUCCAAAUCUCUUCUCAAAGGCUGCUGGUCAGAUUAUACAGGAAACUGUAGGUUAGUUAGUUUAGUCACCAGUAACAUCUGAAAGCUACCUGUCACGUUAAUGAAACUUAAAGCUCCUAAACCAGACUGAACUGGUCCAGACUGGACCACCAGUCCAGACUGGGUCAUGUCCUCAGUACUCUGUUUCUUCUCUCUGCACUGACUGUAGUGACUUUUUAUUUUCGAUGAACAGCUCAUUUCAAGCCAGUUAAACUCAAAACAACGCUGCUGCCAGAUCAGCCGGUCCAGUCCGGUCUGAUCUGGUCCAUUUCUCCUGGAGGAAAUAGAAAGGAGGAAAAGUUGGAUCAGAGUUGCGUUCCGGCCCGACAGCACCUGAAGCGUCAGGGUUUUAAACCUGAGGUGAGUCUGAACACAGGAACUGAACCAAAGACUGUUUUCUUUCAUUAGGUUCAGUCAAAAUAAAAAACACUCGUCUUGAGAGAAUCUGUGGAAACACGAGCCAUUAAAUGUGACGACGACUCAACACCUGAAGUUUGAACGCACAAUAUUGAUAUUAACAAUCUGAUGUAUGAUGUUUCCUUGAAUUGUAGCUUCAGACAAAAUCAGUAAAUGUUCUUUGACGUAUUUGUUCAAAUUUAAACUUUACAAUCAAAUUUGAAAUAAAUGUUCAAAACACGGUUUGGACAAACUGCAGAGAUUUAUAUGAAUUCACUGCUCAGACUCCAACUUUUCCUCUUUGACGUUUCUUCAGUUCAUUUCAGUUUCAUCUUCAGUCAAACUGUGAAAACAGCUCAACCUCAUCAUCAUCAUCUUCAUCUUUAUCAUCAGCCUCUGGUCUUCAAGGUUUUCUGAGUCGGUCGAGGCUCCACCUCUUCUCUGAUCAGCUCAGUUGCUUUGGUUGGUUUCAUGUUCCUUCAGCUUCUGGCUUUUUAUUUUGUACUUUUUACUGUGUGAAUCAAAUGUUUAUUAUAUGAAUAUCCAGUAACCUUGACCACAACAUGCCUAAUUAUAAAUCAGAUCAUUUAGAUAUAUUCACUUAAUGAGAUUACUCUUUACUGUUGAUUCCUCAAAGUAUAUCCUAAUAUAUCAAAGCAGAAAAUGAGUCAAAGAAAAAAGUUUAGUAAAUUAACUUUUAAUACUGUACAUUUUUUUUAAAAGAGGAGGUACUUAACAAGUCCUGUAGUCGAGGAACCUGAAAGGUUUUAUGUGAAGAUCUUUUAUGUUGCAUGUCUCUGUUGCUAAAACAUGUUGGUGGGGGGGUUGGAUGGGGGGGAUGAGGCCAAAGGUUGAUUAUUAGUUUAGAAAAAUGUGAAGAAGCUUCUUUCACCAUGACCACUAGAUCACUCACAGGUCGCAUCUCCUCCAGAGGAAAUAAAGCACUUUAAGUGUC